ACUGUCGAGCUUCAGAAAUGGCUUCCGGAACUGUGCCAACAUCGUUUUCCUCGCUCAAGACAUGGGAUUCCAGUCUGGGCUUUGCAAAAAACGUUGAUUUUGUGAGAGUUUCCGAUUUGAAGAGCAUGUAAAGCUGCGAGGAAAAGGGUAUCGAUCAUCAGAACUCGAAUCCUGCGGAUAUUGUUGAACUUCAACCCGCUUCCAGGAAGUCCCUUUUGGUUCCUAGGCAAAAGUAUUGUGAAUCACUACACAAAACUGUCCGGAGAAAAACUAACACAGUGAUGGUUGGUAACGUGGCUAUUGGUAGCGAGCAUCCUAUAAGAAUUCAGACCAUGACUACAACUGAUACUAAGGAUGUUGGAACAGUUGAACAGGUUAUGAGAAUAGCAGAUAAAGGAGCUGAUAUUGUACGAAUAACAGUUCAAGGGAAGAAAGAAGCCGAUGCAUGCUUUGAGAUUAAAAACACCCUUGUACAGAAAAACUACAACAUACCGUUGGUGGCAGAUAUUCAUUUUGCUCCUACUGUUGCUUUACGGGUAGCUGAAUGCUUUGAUAAAAUUCGUGUUAACCCUGGAAACUUUGCUGAUAGACGAGCUCAAUUUGAAAUAUUAGAGUACACAGAAGACGACUAUCAGAAAGAACUUGAGCAUAUUGAGAAGGUUUUCACACCAUUGGUUGAGAAAUGUAAGAAAUAUGGAAGAGCAAUGCGCAUUGGGACAAACCAUGGCAGUCUUUCCGAUCGUAUAAUGAGCUCCUAUGGUGAUUCUCCUAGGGGGAUGGUAGAAUCUGCUUUUGAAUUUAGGAUAUGCCGAAAGUUGGACUUCCACAAUUUUUUUUUUUUCUAUGAAAGCAGCAACCCAGUUAUCAUGGUUCAGGCAUACCGCUUACUUGUAGCUGAAAUGUAUGUUCAAGGCUGGGAUUAUCCAUUACACUUGGGAGUUACUGAAGCUGGAGAAGGUGAAGAUGGUAGGAUGAAGUCUGCAAUUGGCAUUGGAACUCUUCUUCAGGAUGGAUUGGGGUGAUACAAUUGGGUUUCUCUCACAGAACCACCAGAGGAGGAGAUAGAUCCUUGCAGAAGGUUGGCAAAUCUUGGAAUGAGAGCUUCUGAACUCCAGAAGGGAGUGGAACCUUUUGAAGAAAAGAACAGGCGUUAUUUUGACUUCCAGCGCCGAACUGGUCAAUUGCCAGUGCAAAAAGAGGGUGAGGAGGUGGAUUACAGAGGUGUCCUCCACCGUGAUGGUUCUGUUCUGAUGUCAGUCUCAUUGGAUCAGUUAAAGACGCCAGAGCUCCUCUACAAGUCUCUUGCUGCCAAACUCAUUGUUGGCAUGCCAUUUAAGGAUCUGGCAACUGUAGAUUCAAUUUUAUUACGGGAACUUCCUCCACUAGAUGAUGCUGAGGCUCGACUAGCUCUCAAGAGACUCGUCGAUAUUAGCAUGGGGGUUAUAACUCCUCUGUCGGAGCAGCUAACAAAGCCAUUACCCAAUGCAUUGGUUCUAGUAAACCUGAAGGAACUAUCUACAGGAGCUUAUAAACUUUUGCCACAAGGGACACGCUUGGUUGUGUCAGUAAGAGGUGACGAGUCUUUUGAAGAACUGGACAUUCUUAAAGGUGUUGACGCUACUAUGCUUCUCCACGACCUGCCUUAUACCGAAGACAAAGUUAGUAGAGUGCAUGCAGCCAGGCGGUUAUUUGAUUUUAGCCGACAACUCUCUAAACUUCCUGUUAUUCACCACAUCAGUUUCCAAAUGGGAUUCACAGGGGAUGACUUGGUAAUUGGUGCUGGUUCUGAUGCUGGGGCCCUUCUGGUUGAUGGGCUUGGAGACGGGCUUCUUCUGGAAGCGCCAGACAAGGAUUUUGAAUUUAUUAGAAACACUUCUUUCAAUUUGUUGCAAGGCUGCAGAAUGAGAAAUACAAAGACAGAGUAUGUCUCAUGUCCAUCCUGUGGCAGAACGCUGUUCGAUCUUCAAGAAAUAAGUGCAGAAAUUCGGGAGAAGACCUCACAUCUCCCCGGGGUUUCGAUUGCAAUCAUGGGAUGCAUUGUAAAUGGACCCGGUGAGAUGGCUGAUGCAGACUUUGGGUAUGUGGGAGGCACUCCUGGGAAGAUCGAUCUCUAUGUUGGAAAGACAGUGGUGAAGCGUGGAAUUGAAAUGGAGCAUGCAACCAAUGCAUUGAUUGAUCUAAUAAAAGAGCAUGGACGCUGGGUGGAUCCUCCUGUAGAGGAGUAAAAGAGGGAGUUCAAUUUUGAGAUUGGCAAGUAAGGUGAUUGUAAGAUAGUUAUUGCACGUAGGUAAGUUAAACACUGAAAGCUUAAGUUGCAACAUAGUUUGAAAUUCCUUCUACCAAAUAUUAUCCCAACGCUAUCUAUCUUGGGACGGGGAAAUCAACAGUUACAUCAUCUAUACAGACAAUACAGUGUUUCUUUGCCCCCAUCAAUAAUACCAAUAAUAACACUUGGAAUAUUCCUGUGAUAUCAUUUGUCCAUAUUGGACUAUUAA
Molecule: messenger RNA, 2495 nt
Organism: Vigna umbellata (rice bean)
Lineage: Eukaryota; Viridiplantae; Streptophyta; Magnoliopsida; Fabales; Fabaceae
Source: RefSeq, a predicted model, not a curated record